This is a messenger RNA of Porites lobata, 1518 nucleotides long. NCBI's taxonomy places the organism in Eukaryota, Metazoa, Cnidaria, Anthozoa, Scleractinia, Poritidae. The record is from the annotation of a GenBank genome assembly.
AUGAACCUCGUUGAUGUUACCAGGCUUUCUAACGGUCCGAUUACCGACCUGAUCAGCUGGCUGCAGCGUGAAAAACUCAUUGCUAAUCCCCUUAGAUGUUUACCGUGUAAUAGAGGAAUGGUGUUGGCCGAGAGAGAUGCAAACCACGUCGAUGGAUAUCUAUGGUAAGGUUUACGUUAGAGUCAUCAGGGCACAAGUCAUUUUUAUCACUGGUAUUUGUUUUCGUGAUUUGUUUGGUCAAUUACUGUAUAUAAAAAGAAUCGAACGAAAGGAACCCGGCCAAGUCCCGGAUUUUUGAUUCCACGGCGUGGGUAGCCUGCGAGCAAGCUCUCCUAUUUAGGCGAGUGAACGCGAGAAAGCGCGAAAGCAAGGGGAAAGCCGCGAGGGGCUUGCCGAAAUAGGAGAUUUGCUCGCAGACUACGGCGUGGAUUCCAGAUUCUUCCGUAUGGAUUCCCAAUUGUAAGUGGGACUUGGACUGCUGAUUCCAAUCGUUGGUAGGAUUGAAGAUUCUUUGGGCUGUAUCCUGCAUUCCAAAGUCUAGGAUUCCGCAUGCAAAAAAAAAAUUCCAUAUUUAGGAUUUCACAUUUAGUCCCCCCCUCACCGUAACGAUUCCUGUCUUUAAAUCUUAAAGAGGCUAAGAAUUUUGGUUUUACUUUUAAAGGAGAUGCACUGUUUGUCGUCAAAGAAAUCUUUCUUGUGAAGGAAGUUUCUUUGCUGAAUUUCCAAGGGUUCCUCUUGGAAAACUCGUACUGUUGAUAUACUUAUGGAGUCUUCACGAGUUAUGCUCUAAAUCAGCUGACAUGGUCGGAUUGACCCGAAACACAGUUGGAAACGUGUUUGCCAUGCUAAGAUAUCUUUGUAAAAGGGAUCUUCAAAGCAGACCAAUUACACCAUUUGGCGGACGUGUUUUCGUGGUGAAGUGUGACGAAAGUCAAUUCAAGCACAAAUCGAAGGUGAUGAGACAACAGAAUUUGAUCUUUGUUUUGAAUUGCACCAGAUUAUCCCGAAAAGCGUGUUUCGGAUAGAUUUAUUCAAGUUCAGCCAGCCAAAGCCCACUGAAAAGAAGCGCUGUUUCUGUCCUGCAUAGCUGGCGGGAUAAGCGUUUCCGAUUGGUUUCGGAGCAGAGAUAGACCGAGGAACGGGAUUUCGGUUUUGGCCGCGCGAGAAAGAAAAACAAUCCUGCUGCGUUGCUACGUUUUUUUUUUUUGCGUUCUUAAGAAAAUGAAACGAAAAUGUAAAGGGUGGGAGUUGUUAGUGAAAGACCCCGAGAGAACGUAAGUAAUGCCCUAUUGCUGCCUCGACUCUCUCUCGCUCGUCUCUUACGCAUGUUACCUUUUUCUCCACUAGCCUGAUAUCAUCUAAAGUUUUAGUUUAAAUUUUACCCACUUUGGAAAUAGCAAGCUAUCACUAACGGCCUCCUUUAACAAUUUGUUGUAGUACGAAAGAGGACAAAGGGCAAGAGAUGAUGUUUGGGUCUUCGGAGUCAUCUCGACGGAAUAUUCUCCCUGUCGGGGUUAA